AUGUCGGACGAGCAGAAGCCACAGGUUGAAGUCAACAACACCGAGGAGGUCGCCGCCGCAGCCGCACCAGAAGCUGCUCCGGAAUUGCCGAAGAGCGAGCCGCCAAGCGAUCAACCGGCGGUGGUCACUGAGGAGCCGAAGGCUGAGGGCGAUGCUGCCGCCGCCGCUGCUGCUGCUGAAGGCGAGGAGAAGAAGGAGAAGAAGUCGGGCGGUGGUGUCGCUCGUCGAUUCACCUUCAACAAACGCUGGGGAAAGCAUCGCGAUCAAUCGGAUGCGCCGAAAGAGCCGGAGGCGCCGAAAGACCCGAAGGAGGACGUGCUCGGAUGGAUCGCCCAGCAGAUUCCGCAAGCUGUCCACAAGGCCAACUACCAAGUGCUCGAUUGGGUUCAGAAGACGGCCAUCGAGAACGAGGCCGACCGCAAGCCGAUUCCCGGCAAAGAUCAAUCGACGACGCGCAAUCAGUUUUUGGCGUUUUUGCGCGACGGCGAUUUGUUGGUGAAGCUCGCCAACACACUUCAGAACGGAGCUGUUGAGCCGGCGACCGCCGAGGAGAACGCUGAUGCCGCCGCGCAAAAAGAGGUUCAGAAGAAGAACAUUGAUAGUUUCGCCGAAUGGGCGUCGAAGACGACCGGCAUCGAGAAUCUCAUGAAGAGCGAAGAUCUUCUCGAGAAGGGCAAAGCCGGCUAUCAGGCGGUCUUCCAGACGUUGUGGCAGCUUGGAAUUCAGGCGAAGGAGAAGUUCGACAAGGACGGAUUCGAUGUUGAGACGAUUGUCAAUCUUGCCAGUCAAGUGGUUAAGAGCAACAUUCUCACCACGAUUUUGGGAUUCUUCAGAAGAAACCGCCAGCCGGCCGCUGAAGCCGCCAAAGAAGGCGAGACGCCAGCUGGUGACGGCGAGAAGCCGGCCGAUGAGAACGCGGACGGUGGCAAUGGAAGCGAGGAGCCGGUGGCGGUGAAAGUGGAGACGAGCGCGCCGGCCGCUGUCGCCGCCAACUAG
Caenorhabditis bovis is the source of this 996-nucleotide messenger RNA. The record is from the annotation of a GenBank genome assembly. Lineage: Eukaryota; Metazoa; Nematoda; Chromadorea; Rhabditida; Rhabditidae.